Messenger RNA from Triplophysa dalaica, 1168 nucleotides. RefSeq names its product granzyme M-like. The coding region runs from base 249 to 977 and encodes 242 amino acids. The record is from RefSeq and is a predicted model, not a curated record. NCBI's taxonomy places the organism in Eukaryota, Metazoa, Chordata, Actinopteri, Cypriniformes, Nemacheilidae. The transcript has 7 exons. Gene Ontology annotation, biological process: proteolysis. Gene Ontology annotation, molecular function: serine-type endopeptidase activity.
AGAUGAAGCUCUGACAGUUUGGGCAGGUAUCCAUGAUUUCACAAAGAAAGGGAGAACUAUCCGCAUUUAUGUGAAGUCCUAUUAAGUGCAUUCAGACCGCACAACUGGUAAUAAGGCUGAUGUCAUGGUUUUGGAGGCGGUGAGUGGAAGACGAUCCAGACAUUCAGAUCACAGCCUGAGUGAAAAAUACCAAACAUUACAUCUUGAACACAGAGUUAUAGCGCCUGAAUAGGAUUUUCAUCUUCAUCAUGAUCAUCAUCUAUCUGGUCCUGUUGGGAUUUCUACUUCCACACUUGAGCUUCUCUGCCAGUGUGAAGGUGGGUAUAGUGAAUGGCACUGAAGCACGACCUCACUCCAGACCUUACAUGGUUUCUAUUCAGAAGGAUGGAAGACAUGUCUGUGGUGGAUUCCUCAUUUCUUCUCAAUUUGUCUUGACUGCAGCUCAUUGCAAAAGCGAUGGAGCUUUGACAGUUUUGGCAGGUGUACAUGACUUAACAAAGAAAGGAGAUACUAUGCGCUUUUGUGUGAAGUCCUAUUACCAGCAGGCUGACCUCAUGAUUUUAGAGCUGGAUGAAAGAGUCAAACUAAAUGAGUACAUCAAAAAGAUCCGCUUACCAACGAAACCAACAGAAAGUAUAGUGGAUACUAACUGCAGUGUUUUAGGCUGGGGACUUAAGAGUAUUUAUGGGCCCAUAAGUCUAAUCCUCCAGGUGGCAAAUGUGAAGCUUAUGAGUGAUGAUAUCUGUGAACGUCAAUGGGGCCAGAAGUACCUAAAUUCACAGAUGAUGUGUGUGUAUGGCUAUGGAGGAUCCUGUAAAGGGGAUUCAGGAGGUCCUUUGGUUUGUGGCGACACAGCAGUUGGUGUUACGUACUUUGGUAGCAUGUACAACUGCAACGAUCCGGAUCGUUUUAAUGUUUAUACAAAAAUUUCAGCAUUUCUUCCAUGGAUCAAGAAGAUAACUAGAAGAUCUGACUGAGUUGAAAAAGGAUUUCAUUUUUUUUUAUAAUUCUUUCUCCCCUACACAUCCGUUAGACUGCAGCGAAUAAAACUGUAAACUUUUUUCCCUGUUAUGUCACAGAGUUGGACGUGUUUAGUGGUUGAAUUUAUAUGAAUUUCUUCAGAAAUGUACUUUCUAUUAAAAAAUGCCUUUUGUCGACUGAAAAUGAA